AUGGGAACAUCUGGACGCAUUCUCGGCGUUUACGCCCACGCCAACGUCUCGACGAAACGAUGCCAGCAGCGACACCUCUCCUUGUCAUCCUUGAACCCCUUCAGCAAACGUCCUGCGGUUCCACAACCCUAUCAAGUCGCUGCUAUCUCCAAGGCAGAGGCGGAUGCGGAUGCGAAUCCUCAUGACGUGGAAAAACAGCUGGCCUUAUAUCAGGCAUUAGCGUCGUUACGAGUGAAGCCAGCGUACGACACAAUCAUCGCGAGAUGGGAGCGUAUGUGCGAGUUCGAUCCUCAAUCACCUUUACUUAAAUCCGACCCCGCUUUUGAGCUUUACCUUGAUGCCCUUGUCGAAACCGGUCUUGCGUCCUCGGUAAACGCUGCUGUUCGCAGACGAGAGACUCUACUGGCAUCGGCUGGAUCAUCCGCGAUCUCUGCUACGGAACCCCCUUCUGUGGAUGCUUCUUCUUCUCCAGCUUCCGCCCCCGUCACCAUUGCAACAUCGUCUCCGGCUCCGGCUCCAGCUUUCACUCCAACUGCGAGCUCUCUCAUUGCCAACAAGGUUCUACUUGGCAAGGUUUCAUCUCCAGGACAAGCUCUCUCUCCGUCUGUUGCGGCUCUCGUCGGUGGGGGUGCAGGCAUCCCUGGUAAUCCCAUCCACGUUACCAUCGACGGCCCGAAAGGAAACACCUGGCUCCCUGGCGUAAUCCGGUACAUCGUCACCACCCUCACCCUUGGCUUCUUCGUGCUCGUCGUCUUCUCCGUCCUGAUGGAAAAUUCGGGGCUGCUGAAGGCUGGCCCGAAGCCGUCUGAGUUUGAGCCGUUGGAAGGCAAGACGGUCAAGUUUGCGGACGUACAAGGGGUGGACGAAGCGAAGGAUGAGCUCAAGGACAUCGUGGAGUUCUUGAAGGAUCCGAACGCGUUCAACUCUCUUGGCGGCAAGCUGCCCAAGGGUGUGCUCCUUACUGGCCCUCCCGGUACUGGUAAGACCAUGCUUGCAAGAGCUGUCGCUGGAGAAGCUGGCGUACCAUUUCUGUUCGCCUCCGGGUCGGAAUUUGACGAGAUGUUUGUCGGUGUCGGUGCUAAACGCGUCCGCGACCUGUUCGCCAAAGCCCGCCAGAAACAGCCUGCGAUUAUCUUUAUCGACGAGCUGGACGCGAUAGGCGGCAAACGCUCCCACCGCGAUUCUCAGUACGUGAAGCAGACGUUGAACCAGCUUCUGGUCGAGAUGGAUGGCUUCGAGCAGAGCGAGGGUAUCAUCGUCAUCGCGGCGACGAACUUCCCGGAGAGCUUGGACCAGGCCCUCGUACGACCCGGGCGCUUUGAUAGGCAUGUCGCGGUCCCGCUGCCCGAUAUUCGUGGUCGGAUUCAGAUUCUCAAGACAUACAUGAAGGAGGUCGUGACUUCUGACAAUGUCGACGUGUCCGUCCUUGCCCGAGGCACACCCGGAUUCUCCGGCGCCGAGCUAAAGAACAUGGUCAACCUCGCAGCCAUUCAAGCUUCGAAGGAACGUUCCAAAGAGGUUACAUUGAAACAUUUCGAAUGGGCUAAGGAUCGGAUUACUAUGGGCGCCGAGCGACGGAGCACGUACAUCUCCGACGAGGUCAAGAAGAUGACCGCCUAUCAUGAGGGCGGGCAUGCAUUAGUGGCGCUGUAUACUCCUGGUGCUAUGCCGCUGCACAAGGUCACCUGUAUGCCGCGAGGACAUGCUCUCGGUAUUACUAGUCAAUUACCGCAGGACGACAGAUACUCUGUUUCUAUGAAGGAGUAUCUUGCCGAGAUCGAUGUCUGCAUGGGCGGUCGCCUCGCCGAGGAGCUCAUAUACGGACCUGAGAAUGUGACCAGUGGAUGCACGUCUGACCUCGCGCACGCGACCCAAGUUGCGCAGAAUAUGGUACGCCGUUUCGGCAUGUCGAAGACGGUGGGCCCGGUGUAUUUCGACGAGAACAUGGCAAUAAGCACAGAGAAGAGGCUGGAGAUUGAGUCCGAAACCCGGAACAUUCUUGUGGCCGGAGAACAGCGCGUGAUGAAGCUCCUGAAGGAACGAGAAGAUGAACUACACAGACUGGCACAUGCAUUGGUCGAGCACGAGACCAUGGAUCUCCAGGAGGUGCAAAAAGUGAUCAAGGGCGAACCGAUACGAAACAUCAAGGAAGUCAUCGAAGAGGAGAUGGCCAAGCCUGCGCCAUAG
This is a messenger RNA of Punctularia strigosozonata HHB-11173 SS5, 2187 nucleotides long. RefSeq names its product ATP-dependent peptidase. Gene Ontology annotation, cellular component: mitochondrial inner membrane. Bases 1 to 2187 code for a protein of 728 amino acids. Gene Ontology annotation, biological process: protein quality control for misfolded or incompletely synthesized proteins; mitochondrion organization. The record is from RefSeq and is a predicted model, not a curated record. Gene Ontology annotation, molecular function: ATP binding; metalloendopeptidase activity; ATP-dependent peptidase activity. The transcript has 10 exons. NCBI's taxonomy places the organism in Eukaryota, Fungi, Basidiomycota, Agaricomycetes, Corticiales, Punctulariaceae.